UAUGUGUGAGCUAGGCUGAAUGGAGGCUGCCUCUUCCUGGUGGGUAAACAGUGACAGCUACAGGGCAGCCACCUAGACCAAGCACACAAGCUCUGGCGCUGCCCUGGCAAACAACACCCAAAAUGGCUUCAGACAGUACACACAUCGCGCAGUUGACUUCUGAACUGUACUUCCUAAUAGCCCGGUUUCUAGAGGCUGGACCGUGCCAGAAAGCCGCCGAGACCCUGAUAAGGGAGGUGGAGGAGAAGGAGCUGCUACCCAGAAGGCUGGACUGGACAGGGCAGGAGCACCCCGGGACCUACAGAAAUUUGGUGAAGCUCUACAGACAUGUCACUCCAGACCACCUGCUGCAGGUUUGCUCCAGGGUUUGUCCGCUGCUGGAGAGGGAGGUCCCCGCCAGCGUGCCGGGCCUCACCAGCCUGCUGGGGGCUGGCAGGCAGAAUCUUCUACGCACCAGCAAGAGCUGCAAACAUGUUGUGUGGAAGGGUUCGGCAUUGGCAGCGCUACACUGUGGAAGACCCCCAGAGCCACCCAUUAUAUAUGGGAGUCCGCCUAAUAUUGUGGAGACGAGCUACAGCCGUCGACUGAACGGCUCCUACCGUCUCCGUCAGCUGGUGCCCACAGCGGUGUACCAACACAUGAAGAUGCACAAGAGGAUUCUGGGACACCUGUCGUCAGUGUACUGUGUGACGUUUGACAGGACGGGCCGCCGCAUCUUCACGGGUUCAGAUGACUGCCUGGUGAAGAUCUGGGGAACAGAUGAUGGCCGAUUGCUGGCGACCCUGCGGGGACACGCUGCAGAGAUUUCCGACAUGGCUGUGAGCUACGAGAACACCAUGAUCGCUGCCGGGUCGUGUGACAAGACCAUCAGAGUGUGGUGCUUGCAAACCUGCGCCCCUUUGGCUGUCCUGGAGGGGCAUGCUGCCUCCAUCACCUCUCUGCAGUUUUCGCCUCUCUGUAGUGGCUCUAAACGCUACCUGUCCUCCACCGGAGCCGACGGCACCAUCUGCUUCUGGCAGUGGGACGCUCGCACACUCAAAUUUGGCCAGAGGCCCAGCAAAUUCACAGAGCGGUCCAGACCCGGCGUCCAGAUGAUUUGCUCCUCCUUCAGUGCAGGUGGGAUGUUCCUUGCCACAGGAAGCACUGAUCACAUCAUUAGGGUUUACUACUUUGGGUCAGGUCAACCAGAGAAAAUCUCUGAGCUUGAGUCCCACACAGAUAAAGUUGACAGCAUCCAGUUUUCACAUUGCAGUGACAGGUUUGUGAGUGGCAGCAGAGAUGGUACAGCUCGAAUCUGGCAGCUGCAGCCUCAGGGCUGGAAGAGCAUUCUGCUGGAUAUGCAGACCAAACUGCCUGGGAAGUACAACCCUCCUCCCUUAGAAGAUAAAGUCACUAAGCUGAAGGUUACCAUGGUGGCCUGGGAUCGCCAUGACAGCACUGUGAUCACAGCAGCCAAUAAUUUGACUCUGAAAGUGUGGAACUCUAUCACUGGGAACCUGGUUCAUGUCCUGAUGGGUCAUGAAGAUGAGGUGUUUGUCCUGGAGCCUCAUCCCUUUGAUCCAAGAAUCCUGUUCUCGGCUGGGCAUGAUGGAAACUGUAUAGUUUGGGACCUAGCAAGAGGAGUCAAGAUCCGCUCUUACUUCAACAUGAUUGAAGGGCAGGGACACGGAGCGUUGUUUGACUGCAAAUGUAGUCCUGAUGGUCAGCACUUUGCAGCCACCGAUUCCCACGGCCAUCUCCUCAUCUUUGGCUUCGGCUCCAGCAGCAAAUAUGAUAAGAUUGCUGACCAGAUGUUUUUCCACACUGACUACCGGCCUCUAAUCAGAGAUGCCAAUAACUACGUUCUUGAUGAGCAGACUCAGCAGGCUCCCCACCUGAUGCCCCCUCCCUUUUUGGUGGACGUGGACGGGAACCCCCACCCCCCUCGAUACCAGCGGUUGGUGCCUGGCAGAGAGGGCUGCCGGGAUGAGCAGCUGAUACCUCAGAUGGGGGUCACUUCCUCUGGUCUGAACCAGGUAGUAAGUGAGCAGGCAGUGGAUGGCUCCAGUCCUCUGGAUACCAUGAUUCAGAGGCUGCAGCAGGAGCAGGACCAAAGGAUGGGAACAAAUGACGCUGCUGCUUCUGGAGUAAACAGCAGGGCAAACAGAGGAUCUGUUGGUUCGCCCACAGAAGUACACUCCCCUCCCAAUGUUGGUCUCCGGCGCAGUGGUCAGAUUGAAGGCGUUCGCCAGAUGCACAGCAACGCCCCCCGCAGCCAGAUGGCCACAGAGGGAGACCUGGUGGCAUGGAGCCGCAGGGUGCUGGUUCCAGAGCUGGAGGAGGCCUUUGUCAGGAGACAGGUGACCUGGCGUGAGGCCAAAGGAGACGAGGAGAUCAAUAUUUAUCAGUCAGAGAGGAGGAGACGCACGAUCCACUCACUUCCAAAGGAGAGCAGGGUUCAGCCAACAUCAGAGUGUGCAGUAGAUGAGGGAAGGAAGAGUCAGGGGAACCACGGCUAUCAAACCCGCGCUGCCAUGGAGGAGACGAGUCGUCAGAGUGCAGAGGCUGCUGAUGACGAUGAUAGUGCCUCAGAGGGAGAAGUGGAGGUUCGGCAAAUUAACGGGUAUUCCUCAGAGGAUGAAAAGAACGAAGAGGAAAAGGAGCCUUGGCCAGAUGAGCACAGCAGCUCGAGCGAUUACUCCAGCGAUUACUCUGACUGGACAGCAGAUGCCGGCAUCAACCUGGAGCCGCCCAAAAAGAGCGUGAAAGUGAAAAAGAAAAACAGCAGCUCCGAGGAGGAUGGGGAGAAGAAGAAGGAGGGAAAGAAGGAGAAGAAGAAAGAGAAAGCAGACAAAGAGGGUGCAUUACCAAAGAAGAAGAAACCAAAGGAGAAGAGGAAGAGGAAUGAAUUUCAGGAGCAGGGGCUAACAUUGGAGGAAUGGCUUCCCUCUGCCUGGAUCACAGACACCGUCCCCCGGAGAUGUCCCUACAUACCUCAGAUGGGCGACGAGGUGUACUACUUCCGCCAAGGUCACGAGGCUUAUGUGGAAAUGGCCAAACAAAAAAAGAUUUUCAGCAUCAACCCUAAGAAACAGCCCUGGCACAAGAUGGAGCUACGGGAGCAGGAAUUAAUGAAGAUAGUUGGGAUCAAAUAUGAGGUUGGCUUGCCCACACUCUGCUGCCUGAAACUCGCCUUUUUGGACCCGGACACAGGAAAGCUAACAGGAGGCUCCUUCUCCAUGAAGUACCAUGACAUGCCUGAUGUCAUUGACUUCCUGGUGUUGCGGCAACAGUUUGACAAUGCUAGAAGAAGGCAGUGGGCUAUAGGUGACAGAUUUCGGUCGGUGAUAGACGACGCCUGGUGGUUCGGGACCAUUGAAAGUCAGGAGCCUUACCAGCUCCAAUAUCCUGACAGCUUGUUCCAGUGCUACAACGUCUGCUGGGAUAAUGGUGACACAGAGAAGAUGAGCCCCUGGGACAUGGAGCUCAUCCCCGAUGAAGCUUCAUUUCCUGAUGAAUUGGGCACGAGUGUCCCGCUAACAGAGGAGGAGCAGAAAGAUUUGCUCUACGUCCCGCAGGAUGGGGAAUGGGGAUGCCGCACGCGUGCAGAGGAGUGUGAACGCAUCAUUAAAGCCAUUGACCAGCUCUGUACUCUCGAUGUGGCGGCACCGUUUGCGUUCCCAGUGGACUUACAGGCGUACCCGACAUACUGCACGGUAGUGGCCUAUGUCACCGAUCUUAGCACCAUACGUCAAAGGCUGGUAAAUCGCUUCUACAGACGGCUUUCCUCUUUAAUGUGGGAGGUGCGUUAUAUAGAACACAACGCCCAGACGUUCAAUGAGCCGGGGUCGUUCAUCGUCACGACUGCCAAGUUCGUCUCUGACCUCAUGCUGGCCUUUAUUAAGGACCAAAGUCUCACAGACCUCAAGCCUCUGUACAAAACCAUGAAGAAGGCCACCUUCUCUGACUCAGAAGAUGAGGAUGAUGAGGAUGAUGACGAAGAUAUUAACACCCCAGGAACAUCAACCCGAAAUCAUAAGGGCCGUCAACCCAUGCAGCGCAAGCUACGGACACGGCCUCGUUCUUACGAUCCUCAUGCCUGGAAAGGACGCUGCAAGGAGCUGCUAGACCUCAUCUUUCAGUGUGAGGAUUCUGAGCCCUUUAGAGAACCUGUUGACCUGCAAGAAUAUACGGACUACCUGCAAAUAGUUGACUCUCCAAUGGACUUUGGGACAGUUUUAAAAAAGCUGACAGGGGGAAACUACCACUCUCCUAUUGAGCUAUCCAAGGAUGUCCGGCUGAUUUUCAGCAAUUCCAAGGCUUACACACCCAGUAAAAAGUCAAGGAUAUACAGCAUGAGUCUGAGGCUUUCAGCGCUGUUUGAAGAGCAUAUCAGCGCCAUCCUGUCGGAUUACAAAGCAAUCCACGGCAUGACGGAUAAACUGACGAGGCGGGGGACAGACAGGCAGACACGACACACUGCAGACAGACAAACGCGGCACACGGCAAAGAGACGGAGAAGCGAGUCGCCCACAAGUAGCAAUGCAUCCAGCCCGGAGAGGAAGAGACGGGUAUCUUCCAGGGUGACGGCUAAGAGGGAGCCAUCACCAGCUCCUUCACGGCCGCCGUCACUCAGACAAAACGUCCCUGUGAAACAGACGCCUCAGCUGGUCAACGGUAAAGUGGACACCCCAGCUCCAGGGCGGACACGUAGUUCUGCACGCCACAUUGCGCACUCCUCACCUCCUCCUUCAAAUAAUCUCACCAACAGCACACCAAACACAGGAGAAUCUUCUCGCUCGCUACGGACUCAUAAUUCUGUACGGGCUUCAACUCCACCAGUCCCUGAAAAGGUUACACCCCCUCCACCAGCAGAGAGUAGCAGCGGCAGCACUCGUCGGAAACUCAGGACGCCAGUGCGACACACGCCUGGUUCCCCUUCCAGCCCUUCAACUCAAAUCACGGCCCAUCUGAACGGUCACAGCAGUCACAUGACCCUCGGCGUGGGAAGAAGGGGACGGAGGUCCAGAAGGGACUCACCGGUGAGUCCUCCAGAAGUCCCAACUCCGGCCAGCCCCUCAAGACCCCGAGGUCGCCCACCUGGCAAAAAGAAGGACAGAAAGGGCAAGAAGGACCAGGAGGAGAUGAGACGGAGCGGGAGUCGUAGGAGCACCACUCCUGAUGACGAGUUGGACCACUCCACCGGGGACGAAGGCGGAGCUUCUUCCGCCCCAGAAACCUCAGCACCUUCUGAGUCCGGCAUGGCUUCGACACCUAGACGAAGAGGCCGACCCCGGUUAGUAAAAACUAUGGAGUCGACUCCUCCUGCGGAGUCCCCUGAACCCUCUCCACUGAGAAGGAGCAGCAGGAGAACAAACGAGGAGGCCACGCCUCAUCCUCACACUGCCUCUCAGCGAUCCAGUCAGAAAGAUUCUCCAAAGGAGGAGGAAGCAGAGGGGACAAUGGGGGCCAUGCGCACACGCAACCAUGGACGACGGUCAGCCUGGUACAUGGAGGAGGACUCUGAGGAGGAGCAGAGGCAGUUGCUGUUUGAGGACUCCUCAAUCACCUUUGGGACAUCCUCAAAGGGGCGCGUCCGCAAACUGACAGAAAAGGCCAAAGCCAAUCUCAUAGGCUGGUAAAGAACUUGUGCACCAGCUGGAGUGCUCAGAGGGCUGAGAGAUUUCCAGGUGGAUGGAACGGAGGCUAACAGCCCGUCGCCCUUCCCGCCGUUGACCCUACUUUACUCUCCGCCCACUAAGCACUUCAGAGCUGCAUGUUUGUAUCCUCCCACACCUCCUAUUCUAUUGAUCCAUGUUGGAUCCCACAGGAGCACAGAAUCUGUGUCUAUGAAGGCGGUGUUUCUCCCUUUGUCCGGCGAACCUCUCCUCUGCCUGACCUUAAACACAGUUUGGAGUCAGAUUGGGCCAAAAGUAAUCGGGUCAGACCUGCAUAGACAACUGGCCUAAGACCCCCGAUUCUCCCCCAAAACUUUAUCCUGUCCCUUUUUUUUCUAAAACCUCUUCUUUACUUUUUCUCAAACAUCACAUGUUUGUCCCUUUGAUUUGGAAGUCUUACUCAUAGGCCGAGCUGGGCGUGUCUGUCAGUGCUAAAAUACCAAAAGGCGUACCUCUGUCGGUACUGUACACCGGUACAUUCUGUUCUUGUGUUGUUAAUUUUCGUUUUCUGCAUGUUAAUCAGAAAGAGGAAGCCACUUCUUCCUGAAAGCUGUUUUUACUGUGAGGGGGUUAAAUACGAUGCAUGAGUGAAAGGAGUUAAUCAUGUGUCUUUAUAUCAUGUCUGAAUGCGUCCUCUGCAUUAGCAAUACCUUGUGCCUUUACAUGUACUGUAAGGUGUGUGGGUGCGUGCAUGCAUGUGCUAGGCCUCUACUUGUGCACAUUUGUCAAAAAACUUGCCUUCUUUGGCUUUUGCAAGUUUCAGUCAUAUGUUUGCAGAUGAUCAUCUCUGGCAUGAUGGGAUUUUAGUUUGGGGCUUUUUAUGAAGCAUUUGAUGAGAAAUAAUAAGCUAAGAUUAAUUUUAUUUUCAAGAACCUGGUCUGCUGAGGUUAAGAUGCUAAUGUUUACAUAAACUCUGACUGUGUCCGAAUGUCCACCCUAACCACUAUAUAGGGCUCUAUAUAGUGGUUACGCCAUUUUAGAGAAGUGUCCAAAUGUCUAGCGGAUGAAAAAGUAGUGGACUCGAAAUUUCCCACAAUGCACCUUGAAAAGUAGGGAUCAUCGUUAGUCACAAAACGAGCAGAUAUAUCGAGCAUCAUGGGAUUUGUUGUCAAAGCAGCGCCUAUGGCUGUCACUACCCGACAGUGGCGACAAAACAAAGAUGGCGCAGCCACCGUGUGGGGAGGCAGAGUCACGUGACCAACGGAGAGCGAAAAGUAUUGAUCAUCUGUCCGAAUGGUGAGUUCCCUGAGUUCACUAUAAGUCCACUAUAUAGUCCACACUCUGUAUAGAUAUUGAGGGAUCUAGGGGUUAGGGCGAACGUUCGGACACAGCCUAUAUGAUGUUUUAAUAAACAGAGCCUGGAUAGCUAAUCCUCUGCAACCUUUUUGUAGCUAUCAGCAACCAUGUGGCUUAACUCUUAGUAGAUUUGGUAUUUUAUUGAAAUGUUAUGUUUCCUGCCCCAGACAUGACUCUUUUUCAUAGUCCAUCAAACUUUGAUGGCAUUUUAGCCGAGGACAUUGCAGAAAGUUAAUGUUAGCUUAAUUUACUCACUCCGAACCGUUUCUGAUGCGUUUGGGUUUAUUGUCCUGUUUGCACCUGUUUAACGGUGCCUGAAAUCUGUUCCCUGACAGCAGUUUGAGCUCAGAUUCAAAAUUAAAAAGCUAAACCAGCAGCUUCAACAUCAGAGAUUUUAAGCUACAGGAAUAAGCCAAACGCCUUUAGAACAUAUCACAGACAGAAUCAAAGAAAUGAACUGUUAGACAACAUGUUAAGCACAGUCGCAGCAGGAUCAUGCUGAGGGACAGACUUCCUCUAAUCAGUAGUUACAGUAGCAAAAGAACAGUUGCUGCUCCAGAAGAGGAAAAUUACCCAAACACAACCUAAAGCUGGAUGGAACAGGCUUCAGGAAAUGUUAACAAACUCUCCUUCAAAGCUGCAGGAAAUGCAAACAUUUAGACGUUUAUACCAGAAGCUAACUGAUGGCUCCAAACGGCCUGUCUCUCAAUGUAAUCGAACACAUUUAAACUUAAAUGUAUAAUUUCUGAAAAUCUACAAUAAUGUUUCCAAAUCUUGUUUUUUUAAUUUUUUUUUUAUAAUGGGAGUGUUGACUAAAUGCUUCAUGAAACACCCCAUCAGUCCUCUGCUGCUUGGAUGUAAACAUCUGACUGGUAACCUAUGUGCAACAGAAAGAGAGGCGUGUGUGUGUGUGUGUGUUUAUAACAUAAGUGAGCGCAGGCUUUACUCAGAGCCGACAAACAGUGGCAUAUACAGUUUGAUCAUCGCAAAACCUUUCAGACAAACUUGCUUAUAGCAGCUGAGAAGAAUGAACCUGUUGUUUUAGACCUGUUGAGUUCAUGUUGGUGUGUCGUUCUAUAACCAACCCAGUCGUCUGUUCAUACACAGGUACAGAGAGUGGGAGCUAGCUUUGAGAUACACUUGCCACAAUGCAGUUUUAGAUAGUAACUGUUUGUAUUUCUAAAAUAAGCUUUUCAAGAAUUUUUUGAUGCUUCUAAGGUGAACAUUUCACAUGCAAACUUGUCUCGCAUGUUCUAGCACUUUCUCAUAAGUUGGAAGGGAGGGUUGGGGGCUUUGAAAUCGGAUCGAACUGUAUAUGACGGAAAACAACUUCACCUUUCUGAUAGUGUGCCUUUGCUACUCUGGCAUAUGGAGUCCUCCGUUUUUUUUCCUUAUGGGGCUUUUUUUUAUUUUAUGCUUGGAUAUUCUGGUUCUGCUAAUGGCUCCGUGCAGAGAACUGGACUCUGGGUUUAUAGAGAGAAGAAUUCUGGUUACUGAGUUUAUAAAGAUGCAUCCCUUCCUGGUAUGUUUUCUCUCCCCCAGCAGAGCGAGCAAAAGCCCAAAUCUGCAAGUUUCAUUGCAUGCCGUGGGACCGGAUGGACGCCAGCAUCUAUACACACCUGGUUCAUCUCAUAGCUCACAUAUUACUCUACAUAUAUCCUGUUUGUCAUUGUUUAUAACAUUGGUUUUUCCAAUGCCAAAUUCUGUCUGUGGGCACUGAAGUUUUACAACAUGGCUUUUGAAUGUGUUUUCUAACCGGCUUCUAUUGUCUCCACUGUUGAUGUUCAUUUAUGAUUGAUGUGUUCCCUGUCCUCUCCGUCUCCCUGCCAUAACUACACGACGUAUCGAUGGAGAUAGAAUGAUGCUCUAUGCUCUGCCACACAUGUACUUGAGGAUACGGUUACAUUUUUAAUUGUUGAUAAUAAUACAAAGUUUAUUUUAAAUGUAAAAUUGUCAAAAAUAGUGACUUUCUUUUUCUCAAAAUGGGAAAAAAAAAUGUUCUAUGAUUUAAAGAUGAAAUCUUAAACCAUAAAAAUAUUUAUUUUUAGUAGAAGAUUUAGUUAGCUUUAAAUGUUUGUUCAUGGCUUUUAUCUAUUCCAUAAUUUUACAUACACAUUAUGUGCUCAUAAAACCGAUUAUUUUUAUUCUGAAUGUAUGUUAGCACAGCAGAUCGAUUUAUAAACAUCAGUUGUUUAUUGGUAAAAAAAAUCCCUACUACUUAAAUAUUGUAGAAGCAUAAUCUCACACUGUUAGUUUUCUGUCUCCUGCCACUUGAUUUUUAUUUUAAAAUGUCCUUGUAUUUGCGUGCACUCCAAGGUUUCCAUGGUCUGCCUGAUCAUAAAGCCCACAGCAUUACAGAUCCUCCACUACUGCUCAGAGAAAAGGUUACCUCACAGUGGACCUACGAUUCACACCAAAAUUCACCUAAAAUGAAGCUUAAAUGCUCCAUCAUAGGCUGCUCUGACCAAAGCGCAUCGCUCCAGUUAUCAUCCUCGUAGUUUUUUUUAGCAUUUUAUAUUGUGGCUAUAAUCCGAAUUAACGUGGCUGUCAUUAUCAGAAACCAGGAACGAAAGCUGUUACUUAUUUUCUGAACAAGAAGUUUUUCUUGCUAAAAAAAUGAAUGCAAAUCAACAGAUGUAUUUUUGAAUUGUUCUGUGUGAGAUUAAACUCCUGCAAUGAAAGCUAAACCUGUUUAAAGCUUCACAUGCAUCUGUACCAGGGGUGCCAAUACACAUGGUAAAGAAUCCUGGGUUAGUAAAUCAGGAUAUGAGAUAUGGGGUUAACUGAUGGCAGGCCAUACCUUCACAGCUCUCUAUAUAUCCUAAAUAAAAAUAAAUAUGGAAAGGGAUACUUCUUUCAGUCACAGAUAACAUGAUCUAAUUUCUUAGGGUUUUCUUUUAAAAUCACUAACGUGGUUCCAUGAGAACCUGCAUGUACUCAAUGAGCCUCCGUAGAUGUGUGGCAGAGGAGUGCUUCUUGUGGCGCCUGCCUGAAGCAUCGGUGUGGUCAGAGUGUGGGUGUGUGUGUGUGAGUGUGUGAAGUUGCAUGAGAGCCACCAGGAAGAGUUGAGAUGUUCUAAGUUUGAGGUUUUAUGGAGCAGAGGGAGAUUAAAAAAGGGAGGGGGGGGGUCUCUUUUAUGUGAAUCUAUUGAUGAAGUUGUCUUUGUUAGUUUGGAUACUUUUUUAUAUAAAGGAAGUGAUGCAAAAAAAAGCAUAAAGCUAGAAUGUAUGUGUAGGGGAGUACUACUGUCCUGUUAGUUCAUACCAAUAUUUUAAGUAAAUAAACAGUUGUGUUUCCAUA
Molecule: messenger RNA, 10253 nt
Organism: Cyprinodon tularosa
Lineage: Eukaryota; Metazoa; Chordata; Actinopteri; Cyprinodontiformes; Cyprinodontidae
Gene: phip
Product: pleckstrin homology domain interacting protein
Exons: 40
Coding region: 123-5621 (1832 amino acids)
Biological process (GO): cytoskeleton organization; regulation of transcription by RNA polymerase II; regulation of cell shape
Cellular component (GO): nucleus
Molecular function (GO): protein binding
Source: RefSeq, a predicted model, not a curated record